This is a messenger RNA of Agrilus planipennis (emerald ash borer), 750 nucleotides long. RefSeq lists its product as uncharacterized. The coding region runs from base 1 to 750 and encodes 249 amino acids. Lineage: Eukaryota; Metazoa; Arthropoda; Insecta; Coleoptera; Buprestidae. The record is from RefSeq and is a predicted model, not a curated record. Gene Ontology annotation, molecular function: nucleic acid binding. The transcript has 3 exons.
AUGGUGAGGGCGAAAAUCGGUGUCCCACCUCAAAGAGCUGGGUGGGUACACGCGCUAAAGGAGGAAACUAGACUUGAGCGAAAAGAGAGCAGCUCAGAAGAGAAGGUGACAGUGCCUUCUGAAACGAUCGUUUGGUUUAGAGCCGAAGUCGGAAAGUAUCAAGGUGUGACUCAUUUCGAAACAACGGCGUAUCAUCCGGUAACUAAUGGCAUGGUCGAGAGAUGUCAUAGACAGUUAAAGGCGGCGAUCAAAUGUCACGAACAUUCUUCCUGGACUGAAGCCCUCCCAGCAGUUAUGCUGGGAAUCCGUGCAGCCUGGAAGGACGAUCUGCGGAGCACGAUAGCAGAAAUGGUCUACGGAGAACCGUUACGUCUGCCCGGGGAGUUCCUUACAACAUCACAGGAACCCAACAACAAUACACCAGCCGAUUUCGUGCAAAUUUUGCGCCAACAUACCCAACUUUUGACCUCAAUAGAUGGAACCAGACAUGGCAAAAAGACCCCCAUUCUGUUCAAAGACCUCGCCGCGACAGAACAAAUACUCGUCAGACGUUACGGACCGAAGAGCCUUACAACCCUACUAAGGCUGAAAAAAGCAUACGUGUUGAAAGAAGAGGAAUCGACCGACGUUCCUAAGGAUCCUGAGCAGCAACCGGAACCACCAGCCCAACCGAAUGUAGCUCUAAAUCAACCGACUCGUAAUGGUUCUGGUAGGAGCAUGCAUUUUUCGGAUCGCCUACAAGUGCAGUAA